AAUGAGGACUAUCAUCUUACGGAAGAUGAGAGUGAGGUGCGAGCUGAAAGAAAGAAAGCCAAGGAUGCGGAGUACCAGGCGUACAUGAAGAACGGUACCUGGGAAUUAACCCCCUUACCGAAGGGAGAACAUUGCAUCUCGAGUGGCUGGGUGGAAACAGAUAAAAGAGACCAGAAUGGCAUCAUGGUAAGGAGAAAGGCAAGAUUCAUUGCAAAGGGCUAUAGUCAAGAGUAUGGAUAUGAUUAUCUCCAUACUUAUGCACCGGUUGCAUCGAUAACGACUAUACGUUUGAUAUUGGCAUUAGCAUGCAUAUUGGAUCUUGAACUGGAUAACAUGGAUGUUGACAUAGCUUAUCUUCAAUCAGACCUUGAAGAAAAGAGAUACGUCAAGCAGCCAACUGGAUAUGGACAGUAUGGACCAAAUGAAGAAGAGCU
Nannochloropsis gaditana CCMP526 is the source of this 434-nucleotide messenger RNA. RefSeq lists its product as uncharacterized. The record is from RefSeq and is a predicted model, not a curated record. The transcript has a single exon. The annotation marks the transcript as partial.